GGAGACCGAUGAGGGGACGGCCAAAGAGCGGGUAGGAGGGCUGGAGAGAGCCAGAGAGAAAGAGUAGGAGAGAGGAAAGGACGAAGGGUGGCGAGGAGAAGCAGCGCCAAGGACUCGGAGCAAAGGGAGGCGCACAGGCCGCAGCGGGAGCAGCGGGGGCAGCGGGCUCGGGGCCGGGCCGCCCCUGCGAGCAAGGCGCAGCCAUUCCGCUGCUCGGGGCGCCGCCGCCGCCGCCACCGCGCCCGGGGGCCAUGCUCCCGCCACCCCCGCGCCAGCCGCCGCCCCAGGCGCGCGCGGCCCGCGGAUCCCUGCGCCUGCAGCGGGCCUUCCUGCGCGGCCCGUUGGGCGUGCUGCGUCUGCUGCAGCUGCUGGCGGGAGCCGCCUUCUGGAUCACCAUCGCUACCAGCAAGUACCAGGGCCCAGUGCACUUCGCGCUCUUCGUGUCGGUGCUCUUCUGGCUGCUCACCCUGGGCCUCUACUUCAUCACGCUGCUGGGCAAGCAGGAGCUGGUGCCCGUGCUGGGCUCGCGCUGGCUCGUGGUCAACGUGGCGCACGACCUGCUGGCCGCUGCCCUCUACGGGGCCGCGACGGGCAUCAUGAUCGACCAGACGCAGCGCCACAGCUACUGCAACCUCAAGAGCUACCGACUGCCUUGCGCCUACCAUGCCUUCCUGGCGGCCUCCGUGUGCGGCGGCCUCUGCCUCGGCCUCUACCUGCUCUCGGCGCUCUAUGGCUGCUGCCGUCGCUACCAGGGCAAGGAGGAGGUGGUGUGAGGCCGCGCUCUCCACUGCGGCCCAGAUCGGUGCGGGGAUCCCUCCCGAGCCCUUCCUGCCGCCCCCUCCCCGUGCCGGUGCGCCCCUGCACCCUCUCCCUGCCUGUGUUCCCACUGUCCGCGCCCUGGAUCCCCGACGUUCAGUUCCAGUCUGACUGCUGCACCGCAGCUUAGCCCAGAUAUCAGUUUCCAGGGACCAGCGCAGCUACCCAAGGCACUGACGCACACGGUCAGAUGGGCCGCCCCAGGAGAAGCCUGGAAGUCCCUUUUCCCAUUCCUUGUCCAGAGCUAGACGUGGACAGGCGCCGCCGCGUAGAUCCGGCGGAGGCUCCCAAAUUGGAAACAGUCUUUGGAUUGCGCCUCUGCCCCCUCCCUCCUGCCCUGCAGUCGAAAGAGCAUCCCUUCCCUGCCCCCCCCCCCCCCCCCCCGCUUCCAGCCUGGGGUGGUGUAGAAUGCAGUCAGACUGUUGCAAGCGGAGCUGGGGACAAGCCUUAGCUGGUGCUGGAAUGAAUGACGUCUUUAGUUGUAGUUUGGAUCUCUCCCUGCGUAGCCCUACAACAUCGAAGUUUUUGGGUGGGACCAGCUACAGGAGUGUUGGCUAGCAAAGGCCCGCUGGCUGUACCUUACUAAACAAGGCAAGUCUGUCUGCAUUUACCCUUGGGGUUCAUUCAGACCAGGCCAAAUGUGCUAUCUUCCCUGGCCUCUCGGAUUUCACUCACCGGCUUCUGCUGCACCCCACCUUUAAAUAUGUUUGUAUUAGGGAUCCUACGUGAUCAACAGCAAUUGUUAAGAUGAUGCCCACCCCUUUGGGGGCCCAGAUCCCGCUCUCGGGAACAGCUCUUUUAAGAUAAGAGCCACAUUUUCCCUCUAAAGUAGUAGGCCGUCUAGGGAACCAUUCAGGCACUACCUCCAAAAGAAGGCUUCGAAGGCAAAUGGGCCUGUCAAUGGUGCUGUCUUCCCGUGAAGAUUCAGUGUUGGGUAGCAUAAUGAGGUCUCUGAGAAAUCCCGCAGGUACACGCCCACAUAUGGUCAAUUAGUUCACUGAAUUACUAUUGGGCCCAAGCCAUUCCCACCCCAAAGCUGCCCCAUGCUGCGUGGGUCAUUCCCACAGUUUGGCCAUUGAAGACUGGGAAGCUCCUCUUUCCCUGGGAGUUUCUCUAACUGGGGGGAGGGGGUUGCACACAAUGACAAAAGGGCUGGAUGCCCCUCACCAGCCAGAGGCCUGAGAACUGUUGGGUGGUUUUUCACAUGAUUGGAAAAACGAAGCUAAGGAUAUCCAGGUGGUCUGCCAGUCUAAAGGACAGUCACUUGCAAGAGAUGCUGGCAUUGACGCUGAGCAGCAGGUGGGAUGAGCUCUGCCACCAAGCUGAGAACUCUUUGGACCUGGGGUGGACAGCGGGUGCCACCUCUAAGGUUUCCAUGUAGCCGAGGCCUCAAAAACUCCCAGAGUGGUCAAACUACCACAGCCCUGCCUGCUUGUCUGCACUGGUCUACUUGGGGCCAGCAGAAGGUUUAGGAGUCUCUGCUGCUGUGGGGCAGGUGGGCAGCAAGAGGUCUCUCCUUCACACUGUCUGGUGGAAGAGCCAUGGUGGGGAAGACCGAUUCCCUCCUUGAUGCUAGAGGAUUUCCAGUUCUCCUACAUCAUAAUUUUGGGCACAAGAUUCUGAACUCUUGGAACGGAUCUUUGCCCAUCUCCAGUUCCCUAAAUGAUGGGCCUCAGUCCCAGCUUUACCUGUUCUUUACCUGUUUGUCUUUUGUAGAUAACUAAGCUCAGGUCCAAUUCCCUGAGGAGCUCAGCCCCAGCGUUCUACAUCUGUGGCCAGGUGACCUUGCUCAGGGUCACACAUCCUGGCCCCGCUGGUGCCUCAUCUGCCCAGAUGUGCUUGUAGCAUUCCAGAGCCCACAGCUCUUCCUGAUGUGCCUUCCAGCCUGGCUUCCAACAGCUUUGUGGUCCUUCAGUCUGCCAAAUGUGAGAAGGGUGGAUGAGACUGCCUUGCCACCCACCUUCCCUCACACGCCACAGAAUGAUCACCUGAUGUCCCGGAACAUUUGGGUACCGGCAGUUGUCUCCUCGGCUUACUUCUCUGACACCAGGACUGGGGCCAGGCCAAGACCACCCACACAGCUCCCAACCAAAUGUCUGGGGCCUCUUGUGGGCCCAGGACACAAAUUCAACCGUGUGUACAAAGGCCAAGCAGGGGUGGGUUUUGGUAUAGGGAGGGUGGCUAGAGGGAGGAGCCAUGUGCCUUAUCCGGUAGUGUAGUCAUGGUUGCCCCAGGAUGCCUUUUGGAAUAAAGUUUGGUUUGUCUGA
Molecule: messenger RNA, 3083 nt
Organism: Phodopus roborovskii (desert hamster)
Lineage: Eukaryota; Metazoa; Chordata; Mammalia; Rodentia; Cricetidae
Gene: Marveld1
Product: MARVEL domain containing 1
Exons: 2
Coding region: 252-773 (173 amino acids)
Biological process (GO): myelination
Cellular component (GO): membrane
Molecular function (GO): structural constituent of myelin sheath
Source: RefSeq, a predicted model, not a curated record